Fusarium vanettenii 77-13-4 is the source of this 2529-nucleotide messenger RNA. Its product is annotated as glycoside hydrolase family 3. NCBI's taxonomy places the organism in Eukaryota, Fungi, Ascomycota, Sordariomycetes, Hypocreales, Nectriaceae. Gene Ontology annotation, biological process: glucan catabolic process. Gene Ontology annotation, molecular function: beta-glucosidase activity. The transcript is spliced from 7 exons. The record is from RefSeq and is a predicted model, not a curated record. Bases 1 to 2529 code for a protein of 842 amino acids.
AUGGCGAAUAUUGGAAUGGAUCGAUCUUUCUUGACAGUGUCUGUGGAAGAACUCGUUAGUCAUUUGUCAGUGACAGAAAAGGUGGCUUUCAUCGCGGGUGAAGACUGGUGGAGAACGGUAGCCUUGCCCAGACUCAACAUUCCCUCGGUAAAGCUUACUGAUAGGCCCAAUGGUGCACGAGGGCAAUCGUUUUUCAAGAUGACACCCGCUGUGGUGCUCCCUAAUGCGACUGGACUAGCGGCUACCUUCUCUCCGACCCUCCCUACCGAGGCCGCACGGUUGCUUGCGUCUGAGACCAAGGCUAGAAAUGCAGUCUGUUUGUUGGCGCCGACUGUCAACAUCUGCCGCAGUCCUCUCGGCGGUAGGGCAUUUGAGUCGUUCAGUGAAGAUCCUACCCUCAGCGGCAUCAUUGCUGCAGAGUACAUCAAGGGUCUUCAAGAUGAAGGCAUUAGUGCGGCCAUUAAACACUUUGUCGCCAACGACCAAGAGCAUGAGCGAAUGGGACAGGACUCCAUAAUCGCUCCCAGGGCGCUUCGGGAGAUCUAUCUUCGCCCCUUUCAGAUUGCACAAGCUCGAGCUGGCCCCUGGGCUUACAUGACUUCGUACAACAAGCUCAAUGGGACCCAUUGUUCAGAGAAUGAGUGGCUCCUCAAAGAUGUCCUCCGAGACGAGUGGGGUUUUGAUGGUCUUGUCAUGUCUGACUGGAUGGGAACGUACUCGGUCGCCGAAGCUAUCAACGCUGGCCUUGACUUGGAGAUGCCUGGAAAGCCUCGGUGGCGUCAACCCCAGCUUGUUCGACAGUCGAUCAACUCUCACAAGAUAAGACCCGAGACCCUUGACGAGCGUGUCAUUACUUUGCUACGUUGGGUACAGAAGUUGGCCAUCCUGAACCCCGAUAUGGUCUACGACAGUGACGACUUUGUUGAAUGGACACGCAAGGAUGACCAAGAGGUUGACGCGGCCCUAGUGCGGCGGAUUGGCAGCGAAGGUAUCGUGCUACUCAAAAACGAGGCCUCGGCUGUCAUUACUGGUGGUGGAAGUGCAAGACUUCGUCCGGCCUGGUCUGUUACGCCAUGGCAAGGCCUGAUCGGCAAUAAACCCAACGACGUCGAGCUUUCUUACGCACUUGGUUGCAAGGGCUCCAAGUUCUUGCCUGUCUUUGGAGAAGAGUUUACAAGUAUGGAUGGUGUGACGCAAGGCUUCGAUAUGCUGCACUACGCCAUUGUCAAUGGCAAACAGGCGAGCAAGCCUGCUUGUUCUGAGGUAUGGAAGAACUCGGAUAUCAUGCUUGCCGACUUUACGCAUCCAGAUCUAGGCGAUGAUUACUUCACCGAGAUCCGAGCCAUGUUUACAGCACCAAUAACUGGUGACUGGGAAUUCGAGGUCAGCGUCACUGGCCAAGCUUGGGUCUAUCUAGACGGUGAGCUCGUGGCAGACCUAUCCAAGGAGCAGAAACGGACGUCUUCCUUCUUUGGAAAUGGAGGAAACGGCACCAUCAUUACCGUGUCGGUGACCAAAGGCCAGGUUUACACGUUCCGCCUGUUGCACGACUCCAGGAAGCCUCCCCUAGCCCCUGGACAGGACAGCCAACCUUUGCAGCUUAUCGGAAUGAAGCUUGGGUCAUUUCCUGCCAUCGACGAGGACCAAACCAUCGAUGAGGCUGUCGAGCUAGCAAAAUCGUCAGACUUUGCUGUCCUCGUUGUCGGACUAGACCAGGAUUGGGAAUCUGAAAGCUACGACCGACCCAACCUAUCUCUUCCUCUUCGCCUCAACGACCUCGUACGCCGCGUAGCUACCGAGGCCUCAAGAACCAAGACGGCAGUGGUAUUGCAGACAGGCUCUGCGGUGUCGAUGCCUUGGCUUGGGGACAUUGACUCAGUCUUGUGGCCCUGGUACGGUGGAAAUGAAGCUGGAAAUGCCAUUGCCGACAUUGUCUACGGCAAGGUAAACCCUUCCGGCAGGCUUCCAAUUACCCUUCCUAAGCGAGAGCUCGAUAUUGCUGCAAACCUCAACUUCAGGUCAGCUCGUACAAGAACAUACUAUGAGGAAGGUAUCUGGGUUGGCUACCGUCACUUCAACGCCCGUGGCAUCGAGCCCAUGUAUCCUUUUGGUCAUGGACUGUCGUACACAGACUUUGAGUAUUCUCAAAUGGCUAUUACGCCCUCCAAGUCGACUUCUCCGAGCUCCUGGCGAAUCAAAGUCUCAGUCAAAGUAACUAAUACUGGCGAUGUCGCAGGUGCUCACUCAGUUCACUUCUAUACAAGUCCCCCACCUCCAACAUCCAACUCUCUUACCCACCCCGAGGUAACCCUCCAGGCUUUCACCAAGACCGGCGUGCUAUUGCCAGGGAAGUCCGAGACGGUAACCGUAGAGAUGGACAAAUACGCGGUCUCGCACUGGGAUGAGCUGAGUUCUUUGUGGAGGGCCGAGCCCGGUCAGUGGUACGUCAAGAUUGGAAAGAAUGCGCAGGACAUGUGUCUUGAAGACCCAUUCACUGUGGAUGCUGGUUUCAAUUGGAAGGGAAUCUAA